CUCCGCCUCUCUCCCUCUUCCUCCCACCCCUCCUCCCGGUGUGGACGGCGGCGGCCGGAGUCGGAGCCCCCGCGGUGCUGUCCAGACUACACAUCUGAAUCAUUGACAGGAUCACAAUCUGAUUUUAAAGAUGUGUUCUACAAACCCAGGCAACUGGGUCACAUUUGAUGAUGACCCUACAUUUCAAUCUUCUCAAAAGUCAAAAAACUUCCGUCCAGAGAAUCAAGGCAUCUGCAGGCCAAACGGACUUAAGCUGAACCUUUCUACUCCUAAGGAAUUUUCCAGUGGGUCUUCCUCCACCAGUAGUACCCCCCUCCCCUCUCCCAUCGUAGACUUCUACUUCAGUCCAGGACCUCCAAGUAACUCUCCUCUUUCUACACCUACCAAAGACUUCACAGGAAUUCCUGGCAUCCCCAAAGCAGGGACUCAUGUGCUUUAUCCUAUUCCAGAAUUAUCUUCAAACAGCCCACUCACAACACCUGGAGCAGAUUCUUCCUUAUUGUCUACUAAACUAACCUGUGUUCCCCAUGCUUCCUUACCCAGUGAUCACUCAUGCACACCUCCAGCUCCCAAAGUGGGUCUUCCAGAUGAAGUUAGUCCUCCACAGGCUGAAAGCCUGGGGUUCCAAAGUGAUGCUCUUCAGUUUCAGUAUUUUCAGGAGGACUGUGCCUUUUCAAGUCCAUUUUGGAAAGAAGAAGGCAGUGCUUCCCAGUUCACCUUUGACCCUCCAGGAAGCAGAAAGGGAUUCCCAUCAAGAGACAAAGAAAUGCCCAUUGAUCAAAAAAGCUUAAAUCAGUGUUCACUCAACUACAUCUGUAAGAAGCUUGAACAUCUCCAAUCAGUUGAGGACCAAGACUCCUUUGGAAGUUUGUCUAUGCAGUGUCUGUAUGCUGAAGAUACAGGCUCUUCCUUUGUCCCCCACACCCUCUUCAGGAGUCAGCCCAAACCUGGAUGGUCUUUCAUGCUGAGAAUUCCUGAGAAGAAGAACAUGAUGUCUUCCCGUCAGUGGGGACCAAUUUUUUUAAAAGUCUUACCUGGAGGAAUUUUGCAAAUGUAUUAUGAGGAGGGGUUAGAAAAACCAUUUAAAGAGUUACAGCUUGAUUCACAGUGCAGGCUUUCUGAACCCAAACUUGAGAACUUCAGUGUGGCGGGAAAAAUCCAUACUGUGAAGAUUGAACAUGUGUCUUACACAGAAAAAAGAAAGUACCAUUCUAAGACAGAAGUAGUUCACGAGCCAGACAUAGAGCAGAUGCUAAAGUUGGGAUCCACAGAGUACCAUGACUUCCUCGACUUUCUGACUACUGUGGAGGAGGAGCUGAUGAAGCUGCCAGCUGUUUCAAAACCAAAAAAGAACUAUGAGGAACAAGAAAUUUCCCUUGAAAUUGUGGACAACUUUUGGGGUAAAAUCACUAAAGAAGAAGGGAAAUUGGUUGAAAGUGCUGUGAUAACUCAGAUCUGUUGCCUCUGCUUUGUGAAUGGGAACUCGGAAUGCUUCUUAACAUUGAAUGAUCUUGAGCUGCAGAAGCGAAAUGAACACUAUUUUGAAGCAGACCCAGAAAAGAAGGGGAUUGAUAUUCUUGAAUAUCAUUUUCAUAAGUGUGUGAAAGCACAAGAAUUCGAGCAAUCAAGAAUCAUUAAGUUUGUACCUCUGGAUGCCUGCCGGUUUGAGCUGAUGCGUUUCAAGACGUUGUAUAAUGGGGAAGACCUUCCCUUUUCCCUGAAGUCUGUAGUGGUUGUCCAGGGGGCAUAUGUGGAGCUUCAGGCCUUUGUCAACAUGACCUCAUUGCUUCCGAAAUCAUCCCAUGCCAGUUCCUUGAGGUCCUGUGACAACAUAAUGAUACACUUUCCUGUCCCGUCGCAAUGGAUCAAGGCUCUCUGGACCAUGAACCUCCAGAGGCAGAAGUCCCUGAAAGCCAAAAUGAACCGCCGGGCAUGUCUGGGGAGUUUACAUGAACCCGAAUCUGAACCUGUCAUACAGGUCACUGUGGGGUCAGCAAAAUAUGAGAGUGCCUACCGGGCCGUGGUAUGGAAGAUAGAUCGGCUUCCUGAUAAACAUUCAAGUCCUGAUCAUCCCCAUUGUUUGUCAUACAAACUAGAACUUGGAUCAGACCAAGAAAUUCCCUCUGAUUGGUAUCCAUUUGCUACUGUUCAAUUUGGGAUGCUCGACACCUGUGCCUCAAGGACAGAGGUCAGGUCUCUGGGGGUGGAGAGCGAUGUGCAGCCACAGAAACACGUUCAUCAGCGAGCUUGCUACAACAUCCAGGUUGAAAUAGAAAAGAAGUGGAUUAAAAUCGACGGGGAAGACCCAGAUAAAGCUGGUGAUUGCAUCACUCAGUAGGAGUAGCAGGAGUUAAUGAGGACAACCCACUUUUCAAAUAGUAAUCGCACACAGUUCUGCUACUGCCUGGUGGAAAUUACUUCGGAAUAGAGGGCUUAGGACAGCUCCAGUGGCUGGCUGUGUUUGGAGACGUUUAGACCUGAAACUGAACAAUCUAUAUUUUAUGCUUUUUGAUAUAUUUGUGCUCCAGGGGUUUGAUUUAAAAUGUGUCUAUAAUUUGCGUGAUGUUUCUGCUUCCUAUUGAAACUCAAAGGCGCUGUUAUUCAAUGUGUGACCCAACAGCCAGUUUGGCUAAAGGGGUUUUGAUUUUUGAUUACUCAGUGGCUGAUUGUUUUGUGCUAUGGAUUACCCAGCUGUCAUAUUUAUUACCCUCCAGUCCCUAUUUCUUCUUGCUAUGUUAGCACCUGUACUGGAGGGUGAGGCAAUAAAAAAAAAACACCCAUAAACCAAAAAUACUUAAUUUUCCCUCUUGCUCAUCUCUGAAAUGUGGGUCGGUAUAGAUUGAUGCUGAAACGACAAGCUAAAAUGGAGAUGUGGAAAGUGUCUGUGGUUUUGAAUUAUUUAUCUUCCUGUCCUCUUACCACAUUGCAAGUAAUCAUUGGCUGUGUAUUUGGUACCUGUCUCCCCCCCCGGUAUUAUUGUUUUCAAAAUGUAUUUGUAUUCUGGUGUUGGCUGCAAAGAAGCUAUUUCUGUUGAUAUACAUAUUUUAGUACCAGUCACGAAGACCUAUUGCCUUUUGCUUGGAGAGAUUUCUUUUAAAAUGGAAUCCCAGUAUUGGACACCAGUUAAAAUAUUUAUGUGCAUUAAAGAUGAAUUUUUAAACUUCAUGAAUAUUCUUUCCCAAAAGUACAGACUCUAAGAAUGUAUUUUGAUAAAGUAUUAUUUGUGAUUAACAUAAGUCUCUCUUGAGUAGAAGUCUAGCUCAUGAUUAUUUUAUGCUAGUUCUACUAAAUUUAGAGCAAAAUGAAAAACACUAGAUUAUUUUCCCUAGAUUUUUGACAUUUCUGUUUUUCGGUCAGCUAAAUGUUUGGUUUCUAAUGAAAAGCCAAUAGCAUUAGCAGUUAUAAUUCUGUUUAUAACUUCCUUUCAGUAUUUACAGGGAAAAGUCAAAUUUUAAAAUUCAUGAAAUCUAUAUUCUAGGUAUUUUUUUUGGUCUGAAAAACAAAGUCCUCCAUUUGGUAUUAACACACCUUCAAUUUAUGUUGGAUCUACAAUAUGAUUAGGAGAUAUUUUUCUCUAUUUACUAGAUUUGUUUUGAGUAAAAAUUGAUAUAAUAAUGUUCUUCCAAACAACAUUUAUUGGUCGGCCCAGAGUUUAUGUCUUACGUUUUAUUUAAUAUUGUGUCACAUUCAUUGUAAUCUGUUCCAAAACCAGAUUAAAACGAACAUGUAUGAUGGUUUGUAUCAAUCAGCAGAUUUUAUUGUUUUUCAUUAUUUUGCUGUAACAGCAAGGAAGGCAGACGUUGACUGUUAAAAUGAAGUGUUAUUGCUCUUUUUAACCCCACUUGAUGCAUUGCUCAUAAUAUCAUAUGCUUGAGACUCACUGUUGAUGUAUGGGAGGGCAAAUCUGUGUGUGCGUCAUUAAGAAAAAUUCCACCAUCUUUCCCCAUUCUCUGGGGCGGCACACUCUGGAGAGACUUCAAUCUGCUCAACCCAAAUAUGAAGGUGGCUGGGGGUGUUGCUGCUCCAGGUGCCAGCAAAGUUCGCUGGGUUAAUUACUGCCAUUCCUUUCAAAUCUGUUUAAUGGCAUCCUGCCCAUGAAGAACUCAGAGUCUGAUUCAGUUGGACUUAAUGAAUAUUUACACCUCGGAAUAAUUUCAGCAAAGGGUUCAAUUAAUCGCCCCUGGUGCUUCACAGGUUGCCUGGUCUGUGACUACCUCACUGCUGGGGUCACUUACUUACCAGCCAUCAGCCUUCAGGAGCAUCUCAAGAUUAGUGUUGGAAACCUAGUAACAAACCGCUGACUAAAGCCCAAAUUGAGUUUUCGCUGCAAUGCAAAGGUUGAUGGCAUUAACAGCAGGGUGCUAUGGCAUAAUUGUUCAUUUGCACAUCUAUUAGGAUUCUUAAAUAUUCAUUACUUAGCGUUAAAUUAACAUUCUGUGGAGGAAGGAGAGGCUUUUUAAUACAAUUCUUUUGACCUCAGAAAUGACAGAAGGUAAGAAAUGACCACAGUGCCAUAAGUGAAAAAUUAGAUAGGGUCCAUUUAGACUUACAAAUUAAGAAGUAGAAUCUCCUUUGCUAGAAAGUAAAUGAUGAUCUGAAAGACAACUAUAAUAAUGAAACCCCUUGCUUUUAAGGUUGUCAAGGAUGGAAGAAAGUGAAGGAGGAACUACUCCUUUCUAGCAUUUUAGUUUAUGUACUUUAGAUUAACCCUUUCUGAGUUUGACUGGUUAGGGGUCAGUCAUUUAGUUACACAUGUCAGGCUUCCAAGGACUUGACCAGGUUCUGACUAGUUGUCCUGCUCUAAUUGUUCAGGUCUGGUUGCCUUCCCAGUCAAAGGAUCAUAUUAACUGUGGAAGUGAAUUCAUGGCUUGAUGGUUACUUGAUCAACUGUACAGAUCAGAAUUUAAAGACAUUUUCUCUUUCUAUGGGAAUAGAAAUAGUUUAUUCAUUUAAAAAGGUACGAAAAAAAUACUUUUCAGCACAUAAAGAUUGGAUUUGUUUUGUGUGGUGUUUUUUCCUUUUAACCUGAUUUAUAUAUUAGACAGUUCUAAGGGUUAUUUACCUUCAUUGUGAGGCUGUGCUUAUGACACAGCCCUUUUCUUAUAAAUUCAGUUAGAAAGCCUUCCUUAAUAAUGAUUAAGUAUUAUAUUGUACUUAAAAUAUUACUUUAUGACAUAGCAACACAAAUAUAAAAUAGAUUGAGCCUUAAUAAUCAUGUAACAAAGUAUUUGGUAGAUUGCAUAUUGGUUUUUCAAAAUUAAAGAUGUAUUUCAAAUGA
Myotis myotis is the source of this 5278-nucleotide messenger RNA. It is a transcript of the gene STON1, whose product is annotated as stonin 1. Gene Ontology annotation, molecular function: clathrin-cargo adaptor activity. Gene Ontology annotation, cellular component: synaptic vesicle; AP-2 adaptor complex. NCBI's taxonomy places the organism in Eukaryota, Metazoa, Chordata, Mammalia, Chiroptera, Vespertilionidae. Gene Ontology annotation, biological process: clathrin-dependent endocytosis; synaptic vesicle endocytosis; regulation of endocytosis. The record is from RefSeq and is a predicted model, not a curated record. Bases 131 to 2338 code for a protein of 735 amino acids. The transcript is spliced from 4 exons.